AUGGCCGAGGCGCGGGAGGUCCUGCUGCAGCUGCAGAAGGACAACCGCGACGGGCGCCUGCGGAAGCGCGAGCUGGAGGAGCUGCUGCGCGGGCUGGAGGCCGAGGGCGAGGGCCUCACGGCGCGCCUGCAGGACCUGCGCGAGCGCGAGCGCGGCCUGCAGCGGAGGCAGAACCAGGCGGCGCGGGCUCUGUGCGGGGAGGCGCGCGAGGCGGAGCGGGGGCGCGCGCAGCGGGCGCUGGGGCUGCUGCAGGCGGCCGAGCAGCACAAGCGGGAUCUGGAGCUGCGCAACCGGCAGCUGCAGGAGCAGUGGGAGGAGCUGUCCAGCCAGCUCUUCUACUACGGAGGGGCGCAGCUGAGUCAGCAGCUCGCGGAGCAGCGGCUCGGGGCGCAGCGGGCCGCGCUGCAGCAGCUGGAGCUCAUGGAGACCAAGCACGCGAUGCAGGCGGAGGCCCUGCGGCAGGGCGCGCAGCGGACGCAGGAAGCCUGGUUCAGCUUCCAGGAGCAGAGCGGCGUCCUGCAGGAGCUGCAGGGGAAGGUGAUGGAGGCGGCGGCCGCGCUGGACGCCGCGCGCAGCGCCCCGGAACCGUGGGAGCCGCGGCCUCGCCAGGUGCAGGACGGCGCGGGCUCGCUCAUGGAGGAGGUGGCCAAGGCCGACUGCGACAAGGGUCUCUUCGCCGGCUCCCGCUGCAGCGGCCUCAGAAAGUCCAUCUUGCCCCCACCGAUUUCGAUGCCCCUUCAAAAUCGACGUUUUCUGUGUGCACUUGGUCUGUCCGCUCACCACUGGAAUCGCGCCCCUGAACCCGGCAGAUCUGCACGUGGUGUGUUUUUGUGUCCGGCACAGCUCACCCCUCUUAGCGUUUUCCGUGACAUUCUUUGUUUAUUCCUCCAUUUGGAUUUGAUCAUCAAUUUGUCCAGCUUCAAAGAACUUGCUCAGUAUUUCUGUUGUGAUCUAAUAAAUUUAAGGAGAUCCGCUUUUAUAACUUAGUCUUCCCAUCUGAGAAACGUGUGCAUUUGCUUGUGCAAGGGGCCUUUUUGACUUUUUGGGGGUGUGUUCCCAUUUCCCUUGUAUGUUAGGCACUGCCGGAGGCCUGCCUAGAGCUAUUCACCAUUCUUUUGUCACUGUCUGUGGGGUCUUCUCCAUUUUGUCUGUUCUGCUUUUUAUUUAGGAAGGCUAUUGGUAUCCGUGGGUUCAUUUUUUAUCCUGCCUUCCCACUGAUUCUUUGCCUGAAUCCUAUUACCAUGGUUUUACCUGCCCCUGGCAACUGUUACGCACUAAGUGAUUUCUGAUCCGAGGCCACCUGCUCUGGCUCCCCUCGGUUUAGUGGGGCUCCCCAGAAGGCAGGGCCUGUGUUUCACCACAAGGACCGUCCGUCAGCUCCUGUGUCAGUCAGUGGACUUGGUAAACCCGAGUGUUGACCCAAAUUCCUUUUUGAUCCCUGGAGACAGAUUGUUUUCCUUAGCUGUGUUGAUAACAUGGAUUAUAUUGGGAUUAUAUUGAUGGACUUCUUAGUAUGGAAUCACCCUUGCAUUCUUGGAGUAACCACUUGGUUUAUAAUGUGCUGUUUGAGUCUGAUCACUAGUAUUUUAAUAUUUUUUGCUUUGAUGUUUAUUGUAAGGUUGGUCUUUAAUUUUUUCUCAGCUGUACUCUGUCAGGUGUUCACAGAAUUUUUUCAUUUCACUGUCCUUUCAUGAGACUGGUUUCCUCCUUGCUUUUAUUUUACCUGCCUCUUAACCAACCUUAGACCUUUGUUUUUUUUUUUAAUCUCAGUGACAUUAUUUCUAUGUGUUCUCUGCAGUUCCCCCUUCCCCCCGGACUUUGGGGCUUUACUGCCGACCCCCUGGGGGCUGGGAGACACGAGUGGUCGCAGAUUUGAGAGUCGCGGAGGAGAGUCCUUGAAAACGAGCACGAGGGGGAGGCCGGGCAGGGAGGGCCGGA
This is a messenger RNA of Choloepus didactylus (southern two-toed sloth), 1938 nucleotides long. It is a transcript of the gene TMEM191C, whose product is annotated as transmembrane protein 191C. The coding region runs from base 1 to 987 and encodes 328 amino acids. NCBI's taxonomy places the organism in Eukaryota, Metazoa, Chordata, Mammalia, Pilosa, Megalonychidae. The record is from RefSeq and is a predicted model, not a curated record. The transcript has 10 exons.